Molecule: messenger RNA, 1062 nt
Organism: Emiliania huxleyi CCMP1516
Lineage: Eukaryota; Haptophyta; Isochrysidales; Noelaerhabdaceae
Product: xylose isomerase domain protein TIM barrel
Exons: 2
Coding region: 1-1062 (353 amino acids)
Source: RefSeq, a predicted model, not a curated record
AUGCGCCUCCUGGUCCUCCGCUCCGCGUGGGGCCUACGCGGCCUGCGGGACGCGCCCGCUCGCACCCUCGCGGGCCUGCGCUCCGCGGGAUUCGACGGGCUGGAGGCGUCGCUUGAGGACCUCGGUGCGAGCGCUGAGGCCCGGGCAGAGGCUGUGCGCGCGGCGCGCGAUGAGGGCCUGUCGCUGAUCAUCUCCGCGUACUCGUCGUGGGCCAACUACGAGGGCCCAGCGACCGAGCAGCUCCUCAGUGCGCCGUCCGGCGCGAGCCCUCCCGCCGCCGCCGCCGCGUCGAUCCCGCUCCCCGCCUUUUCAGGCCCGCCGUCCGCCCACCUCGACCGGCUGACGCGCGAACUCGAGGCGAUUGCCGAGGCGAGCGUCGCCGCCGGGCCGCUCUCGCCGGUGCUGCGAGUCAACGCGCACUCUGGGUCCGACGCCUGGAGCGAGGACGAGGCUGCCGCCUUUCUCGCCUCCGCCGUCGAGGCCGCCUCGCGGAUCGGCGAGGCGCUGCCGCCGGUCAGCCACGAGACGCACCGCGGGCGCGCGCUCUGCUGCCCGUUUGCGACCGCGCGGCUGCUGCGCCGCGUGCCGCAGCUGCGCCUCACCUCGGACCUCUCCCACUGGGUGGUCAAGACGGAACGGAUGCUCGACACCGCGCCGGAGCAGGAGCUGCUGCUCGGCCGAGUGGCGCCCGCCGUCGACCACCUGCACGCGCGCGUCGGGACGCCGCAGGCGCCGCAGGUGGCGAGCCUCGCCGAGAGCGCCACCACCGCGCGCGCCGCGGAGCGCUUCUACGGCUGGUGGGAGGCGUGCUGGGCAGCGGCAGAGGCGCGAUCGCUCUCCUCGCGCGACUCGACGCUCACGGCGACCGUCGAGUACGGCCCGGCCGAGCUGGGGGAGGAUGGGCAGGUGCUGGCCGGGUCGUACUCGCCGCUCGACCUGCACGGGCGGCACGUGAGCGGGGUCGGCCUCGACGAUACGCUCGCGGCUGCGGCCGCGGCGCUGCGGAGCCGCUUCGAGCGGUGGCACGCGAACGCGGCGAGCAGGGUGGCGGUGCUGGCGUGA